AAAAAGUUUUAAUUGGUCAACCAAAGUAGGUUGUCCAAAAAGUUUCUCGUUGGUAAAAUUUUCGAAAUUGUCAGUGAAACAUUAACAAAAUGUCAGUGCUUCUUCGGCUGAGACCGUUCUCGAAUUUGGCGUUAUUUGGUAGGAAACUUUACAGCGGCAAGGAUGCCUUUAAAAAAUCUAGCAGUGAUGAGGAUGACAAAAGUCCUCGUUGCGUUUCCGAUAUCGAUGACGAUUUUCAUGAUGAGUGUCGGGAUGACAAUCUAGCGAAUCCUCUUAUAAACAGCAAGGUGCAAGCCGUUAUCAAUGAGCAGAUUAACCGGGAACUGAAUGCGGCUUAUACUUAUCUUUCCGUUAGCCAUUACUUUGCGCGGUCCAAUGUAGCAUUAUUGGGAUUUUCUAAAUGGUACAAGGAAAUGAGCAAGGAAGAAACGGAACACGCCAAUAUGCUUGCCGAGUAUCUUCUUCAGCGCAAUGGUUACGUCGAACUUCAUACGCUCAAAAAGCCGCCCUGUAUCUGUUGGAACAACCUUAACAUCACCUUCGAUGAAACAAUCCGGAUGGAAAAUUGCAUUUCCGAGUCGCUGUCCAAUGUGUAUCAUGUGGCCACCAAGUAUCAGGAUCCGAUGACCGCCGAUUUCAUCGUGAAUCAGUUUUUCCGGGAACAAAUCGAUGGUAUCCGGCAGCUCAAUUUGCUGCAAACCCGAUGGAGAACGUUGCAAAAAGCACCGGACGGGAUUUUCCGCUUGGAUAGGGAAAUAGUUCGAAGAUUGAAUCGCGACAAAAUCAGCAGUUCUAGGUGAUUAGGGUUUAUAUUUAGUAAGCAAAAUCGACACUUUUGAGUAAGUUAUUGCACGAUCCCUUAAAAAAUUGGUAAACAAAAUUGUGAAAAAAUACUUAAAUGCAAAUUGAAGAGAAUAUUUUCACUUUAAAACUUGAAAAUAAUAGUAAAAACUAAUAACCGUUACCCUAAACGGUCACUUUAUAUACGUAAAAGGAACAAUAUAAAAAAAUAAUCAUUUUCA
Messenger RNA from Uranotaenia lowii, 1022 nucleotides. Its product is annotated as soma ferritin-like. Gene Ontology annotation, biological process: intracellular iron ion homeostasis; iron ion transport. NCBI's taxonomy places the organism in Eukaryota, Metazoa, Arthropoda, Insecta, Diptera, Culicidae. Gene Ontology annotation, molecular function: ferric iron binding; ferrous iron binding. The coding region runs from base 90 to 800 and encodes 236 amino acids. Gene Ontology annotation, cellular component: cytoplasm. The transcript is spliced from 2 exons. The record is from RefSeq and is a predicted model, not a curated record.